Messenger RNA from Cygnus atratus (black swan), 4252 nucleotides. It is a transcript of the gene CFAP61, whose product is annotated as cilia and flagella associated protein 61. NCBI's taxonomy places the organism in Eukaryota, Metazoa, Chordata, Aves, Anseriformes, Anatidae. Bases 107 to 4252 code for a protein of 1381 amino acids. The record is from RefSeq and is a predicted model, not a curated record. The transcript has 26 exons.
CUGCUGGGAGCGACGCGGGGAAGCUGCCGAGCUGCCUGUCAGGAUCCCCUGACAUUUCGGUGCCACCGACGUAAGCUCUGCUUUGGCCAAAGUGCACCGAGCUCUCAUGGCGCUGCGGUUAACGCUAGGCCGUUCUCAUCCCCAGCCCUGCAGGCUCAAGGCUGUUUACAAGAUGACUACAAUAACAUCUUCAAGAGGACCUACAGAAGUGGUUAGUGCCAGAAGGACAGAGUUACGUGAUGUUUCUGAUAUUAUCAGCCUCUUCAGCCAUUUUACAGAAGAUGUUUUUGGAAGGAUUGAUGUCAUGCACCUUUUAGAAAAAUCUAAUCUUUCUCUGAUACUCUGCAAUGAGAAGAAUGAGGUUAUAGCCCAUGCUGCCUUUCUGGACUAUCCAAAUUGGAAUAUCACUGAUCAGUCUGAUUGGGAAUCAUUCUUACAUAAAAACUACCUUAACAACAAAUGCACUCCUUUGAACACGCUGUUCAUGCAUCUUUUUGUGGCAAAAGAGGAAUAUGCAGCUGGAUGUUCCCAAGAAAUUAUUAGGAGGGUUUUUAUUGCAAUACCAGAACUGCAGUUUAUACUUCUCUUCAUACCAGCUGAUGAGAAUUUAGAGCCAGGCUUGGAAAGUGUCUUUGAAAAGAUGAUAACUGCUCCAGGUUCAGCAGUGGAUACAAACUUUACUUUGCUUGUGAGCCCCAGACAUCGGUAUCACCCGCAGCUGCAUGUUCGCAAAGCAAGGUUGGAAGAUUACAAUGAUCUCAUGCCAAUCUGGACGCGUCAGAAUGAGACUCUGAAAGAAACCUAUAGUGAAUAUUUCCUUGCUGAUAUAAUAGAACAUCAGGAUGAAGAAAAUCAAGCUGUUGUUUGUGAGGCUGGAGACACUGCAGUGGGAUUCAUGAGCUUAUGCUCUCAAGUAGAUGUUUCCUUGUUUCAUGCAUGUUUUGACUUAGGGCCUUUCCAUGGACUCUGUAAACCACAUCCUGAAGAUGUUCUCAAAGUGUCACAGGAGCCAAGCAUUCCAGAAGGUGAAGAUAAAAGCAACCAAACAAGUCAGGAAGCAGAGUCCAUUUCAUCUCAAAAUGUGGAACGUAUUAGUGACCAAGAUGCAGCUGUGCAGAAAGGUGAAGUGAUUACCAUUUCCCAUACUGAACUGCUUUUAGAUUAUAUCACACACAAAGAUUUUAAAGCCUCAGCAUCACCCCUCCUUGAGACUGAAGAAAAAGAUACUUUCCAUCCAGUGUACAGAGGACCUUCAAAUACUGUCUGUAUUCGUCUAUUUUGUAUUGAUGAGAAGUAUGAGACUAGAUCACUGGAUUUUUUGCAUUAUGUUUUCAAGCUUUUUCCAGACAAAGACUUCUGUAUCAUCCUUGUGCCACAUCAUGUGCCGGAGUUCUGCUUGAUCCAGAGUUUUGUUCGUGUUGUCCCUUACUUUACUACCCAGCUUGGCCAUGAGCUUUACGUGUUCCACCGUGCUGGAUUGCUCAAGUCCUUUAAUGUAAGAAGAGCAACAACAAAUGAUAUACCUGGUGUCAAAAUGCUUAUUAAAACCCUUAGCUUGAAUGAAAGUAUAUUGAAUGACUUAAAGAUAUUUACUUUGGCUCGCAGGGAUCCAGAUGGGACCCCAGUACAAGCAUUCAUAGCAGAAGUUUUGGAUCAAAUAGUUGGCAUUUCAGUCAUUAGAGAUGAAAUGGAUAUUGAGUAUAUUCGAUCACAUUACAAUAUUGAAGACUUUAUUCAUUUUAACCACCACCAGCAAGAGGAACAUGGACGUCUUUACCACUUUGCCUUAAAUCCAAUAUUUCAUCACUAUACCAAACACUUUCUAAAGGAGAUUCUUCGCUUAGCCCACAAAUCUUCUCUUUACUACCCUAUUUAUCCACAGUAUGAAGAGGGCAAGUUUCAGAAUCCUUGUGCCCAUUCCCUGACAUCUGCCCUUCAUUACAUGGUUCCCGUGCGACCAAGACGACAGAUUGUCUAUCCUCUGGAAGAGCUUGGCAUAAACGCUCCAUCAGAGCAGGUCUCCAAGGAUCAGCUGAGUUACUCUUUGAACCACAUAAAUCGAAAGUUAAUAACGGAAUCUAAAACGUCCAUCAACAGUAGAAUUGUGGUGGUUGGUGCAUCUGAUGUUGGAAUCUCAUUUCUAGAAACACUUGUUUUUUGUCCGCACCUGAAGUUUAACAAUCUGACCUUGAUUUCAAUUCAUGGCCUUCCAGGAAAAGACCUUCCAGCCUCCAAACAUAGAAGAUUUUUAAUUAACAGCCACUGUUUUAAUGAUGAAGAUUAUGCACAGAUGUCACUUUGUUCCUGGGUUAACAUUGUGGUUGGUAAAAUGAUUGGCAUAAAUCGCACUGCCAAAUAUAUAGUUAUUUCCAAGCAGAGAAAAGUACCGUAUGACUACCUUGUUCUCUGCAUGGGACAGAAAUACCAGGUCGUGUCUCCUACUGGAGCAGAUGUCAGUAAACUCCCAACUAACAGAGAUGUCCUAAGUGAAUGGCCACAGAGAUACACAGGGAAAGUCCCUUCCAAUCAUUUUACUCUCAAUGACGAUCAGGACUGCUUAAAGGCAAUGCACUGGCUGGAAGAAAACAUCGUCAACUCAGAAGGGAACGUCAUUGUCUAUGGGAAUACAAUUGACAUUUACACCACGGUAGAAACCCUCUUAUCUCUUGGAAUUAAUGGUUCUCGCAUACAUCUCGUGCAGCCUCCACUCAGCUCAAAUGUUACUUGCCUUAACAACAGUGAAAUCGAAAGUGCUGUUCAGGAGGCACUGUCAGAGGCUGGUGUGUCUGUUUAUUAUGACAGUAUCCUGGCACAGUGGAGCAAAGGCGACGACCCAGACCUUAUCACUUGUGCUGCUUUCACUACUAAUACAAAACCAUUCAAAUUGCAGUGUUCGGCAUUUUUCAGCUUUGCCUACAGGACUGUGGAUUAUGAAACCUUUAAGGCAAUUAAUGAUGCUUGCCUUGUUUUUGAUGGAAGACUUGUGAUUGAUACUGAAUUCCAUACUAAUGAUGUCAGUAUCAGGGCUGCAGGUUCUUUAACAAAGUACUCCAGGAAAUAUUAUGCAGAUGAAUGGACACACAGCAACUUCAAUUCAAAAGAGAUUGGCUUUGAACUUGCUACAUCUAUGCUGAAUCUCUUUGAUCCAACCCUUAAGCCCUUUUCUAAGCCACCAGAAGGCAUGGAUAGCCUCAUCCCCAUGUACAAGGGGUGUAAAAUUAAAGGAGGUGUUCUUCCCAGAGGUUGUAAUUACUUGCAUAUUUCCAAACCAGAAAUCCCCAUCCACUUGGACGUAGAGCUUGCACUGUCUGACCAUGGUAUGGAAAUGAUAACUGGAAAGGCAGGACAUGGGAAUUAUUUUAGAAUGCAUAUCAACAAAUACAGCAUGGUAGAUAGCAUCACGUGCUUUUCAAAGACACCCUUUCCUGUGUCCAACUAUAUUUGCUUGUAUGGACAGCAUGAACAUCUUCUUAAUGAUCUUCAUUAUCGCUGGAAUGAAGGGCAGAUUACAGACCUUUACAGCUACUUCAGGGAACCUUGGUCCAUGGCCAUCUAUCACGAUCGGUUUAUUGAUCUCAAGAAGGAACUGCGCCAAAUCCUGCUGUCGGAACAGCUCAGCUCACUUCGGCAUGCAAAAAAGCUAGUAAUGAAAUGUAAAAGCGAGGAAAAAGCAUGUCUUCCAGAGAGCAGGGUAAGAACCGAGGGUAAACACACACAGGUCAGCCGUUUCCAGUUACGGUUUCCACAGAUACUGGUGAUGAGUCUCACGUGUUUAGGGGCAAUGUUUAAGGAAAUAUUUAAGGAACACCGAAGCAACACAUGCCUAGAGGGGCCAGCUACGGCUGGCACGGGAAGUGUUUUCAAGCCCCGUACACAAACCUUCACUCAGCGCUGCAAACGGCGUGCGCACGGCUCGGGCGUGGUGCCCGUGCCCAGCGCCCGGCCCUUUCCCUUCGGCUGGGUCCCCGCCAGGGCCGCCAGCACGGAGCCUGAGGGCCCUCGCGGGGCGCCACGCGAGGGGCACACGGCGGAGCGGCUCCGCUCCGCGCCGCGGCUGAGCGCUGCCGACUCGCAGGUGCCCGGGCCGCCACCCGCGGCCGAGCCGCUCCCGGAGCACCCCACGGACGAGCAGCCGCUGCCUCCAGAGCCCGUCCUGCGCUACCUGCACCGCCACCACCCACACCUCCCCAUGUACGCCCGGGCCGCAGGUGAGCGGGGCGCCGGGGGACGAGCGGGCCGGGCCGGGCUUUGA